Molecule: messenger RNA, 2773 nt
Organism: Telopea speciosissima
Lineage: Eukaryota; Viridiplantae; Streptophyta; Magnoliopsida; Proteales; Proteaceae
Product: phosphatidylinositol 3-kinase, root isoform
Exons: 18
Coding region: 129-2573 (814 amino acids)
Biological process (GO): phosphatidylinositol-mediated signaling; autophagosome assembly; autophagy of peroxisome
Cellular component (GO): phosphatidylinositol 3-kinase complex, class III, type I; membrane; peroxisome
Molecular function (GO): 1-phosphatidylinositol-3-kinase activity
Source: RefSeq, a predicted model, not a curated record
GUAUACCUGAAACAGUUUCAUUUCGGUUUUGUUUUCACCCAUUCUGUGUCCAUCUUUCGAAGCAGAAAUCCAAUUCAGAGCUAUUGAAACCCUAGUAUGAAAGUUCGCAGCUCGUGAGGGUUUGAGAGAUGAGCGGGAAUGAGUUCCGUUUCUUCUUAUCGUGUGACAUAAGUCUACCUGUAGCGUUUCGAAUAGAGAGAUUAGAAGGAAAUUUGCCGGCGGCGAAGUCUUCUGGGUCAGAAAUUGAUUCCCCUGGAGAGGGGAGAAGGGCAGAACUAUAUGUCGAGUGUGGAUUAUACAUUGAUGGCGCCCCCUUUGGACUUCCUAUGAGAACAAGGUUGGAAUCUAGUGGGAAACCAUACUGCUGGAAUGAACUUAUCACUCUUAGUACAAAGUAUCGGGACUUAACUGCUCACUCACAACUUGCAUUCACCGUUUGGGAUGUUUCAUGUGAGAAGGAUGAGGGAUUAAUUGGUGGGGCUACCAUUCUUCUUUUUAACAGCAAGAAGCAACUUAAAACAGGAAAGGAAAAGCUUAGGCUUUGGCCAGGAAAAGAAGCAGAUGGAUCAUUCCCUACAACUACUCCUGGAAAGGUCCCCCGCCACGAGCGUGGAGAGUUGGAACGUUUGGAAAAACUUGCUAACAAGUAUGAAAGAGGACAGAUUCAACGCAUUGACUGGCUGGACCGUCUCACAUUUAAAAACAUGGAAAAAAUCAAGGAAAAAGAGAGCUGCAGAAGUGGAAGCUCUCAUUUAUACCUGGUAGUUGACUUCUGUAGUUUUGAGCACAGAGUUGUUUUCCAGGAAUCAGGAGCAAAUUUUUUUUCACCAAUUCCUGUGUCAUCAACAAAUGAACUUGUUAUUGUGUGGGACCCAGAAGUGGGAAAAAUUAAUCCUUCUGAACAUAAGCAGCUCAAACUGGCAAGGAGUUUGACUCGUGGUAUCAUUGACAGGGAUCUCAAACCAAGCUCUAAUGAAAGGAAAUCAAUACAAAGAAUUCUAAAGUACCCUCCAACAAGGACCUUGAGUGGUGAUGAGAGGCAACUAUUGUGGAAGUUCCGUUUCUCUUUGAUGUCAGAGAAGAGGGCCCUCACCAAGUUUCUUCGAUGUGUUGAAUGGAGUGACCUUCAGGAGGCAAAGCAAGCAAUAGAACUGAUGGGAAAGUGGGAAACCAUUGAUGUGACUGAUGCACUGGAGCUUCUAUCUCCCAUUUUUGAAAGUGAAGAGGUUCGUGCAUAUGCUGUAAGCGUCCUUGAAAGAGCUGAUGAUGAAGAGCUCCAGUGUUACUUACUUCAGCUGGUUCAAGCUCUUCGGUUCGAGCGUUCUGAUAAAUCUCGCCUUUCUCAUUUCCUUGUGCAACGUUCAUUGUGCAACAUUGAAUUGGCUAGCUUCCUUCGAUGCUAUGUGGCUGUGGAACUCCAUGAUCCUGCAUACGCAAAGCGUUUUUACUGUACCUAUGAGAUCCUUGAAGACAAUAUGAUGAAGUUGACAGCUGGUGUUAAUGGUGAAGAAGAUGGAUACAAGUUGUGGCAAAGCUUGGUGCGUCAGACAGAACUGACUGCCCAGUUAUGUUCUAUAAUGCGAGAUGUUAGAAAUGUACGUGGAGGGACCCAGAAGAAAAUUGAAAAGCUAAGACAGUUACUUUCUGGUCUUCUUAGUGAACUUACCUACUUUGAAGAGCCAAUACGAUCGCCACUGGCACCUGGUGUGCUCAUCACUGGGAUCGUGCCAUCAGAGUCAUCAAUCUUUAAAAGUGCAUUGCAUCCUCUGCGCCUGACAUUUCGAACAGCAAAUGGGGGAAGCUACAAGAUCAUUUUUAAGAAGGGGGAUGACCUUCGUCAAGACCAAUUGGUUGUUCAAAUGGUUUCUCUAAUGGAUCGGUUGCUUAAAUUGGAGAAUCUUGAUAUGCAUUUAACUCCAUACAGAGUACUAGCAACUGGACCAGAUGAAGGAAUGAUGGAGUUCAUACCAUCCAGUUCCUUAGCACAUAUUCUAUCAGAGCACCGUAGUAUUAUAAGCUAUCUGCAGAAAUUUCAUCCUGAUGAAGAUGGGCCCUUUGGGAUAACAGCUACAUGUCUUGAAACAUUUAUAAAAAGCUGUGCUGGCUACUCUGUUAUCACAUACAUACUAGGGAUUGGUGACAGGCAUCUUGACAACCUUCUCCUUAGGGAUGAUGGGCGUCUCUUCCAUGUGGAUUUUGGUUUCAUUCUGGGUAGGGAUCCUAAACCGUUCCCUCCACCAAUGAAACUGUGCAAAGAAAUGGUUGAGGCUAUGGGUGGAGCAGAGAGCCAGUACUAUACGAGGUUCAAAUCUUAUUGUUGUGAAGCGUACAACAUCCUUAGGAAAUCUAGCAACCUCAUCUUGAAUUUGUUCUAUUUAAUGGCUGGAUCCAACAUUCCUGACAUAGCUUCUGACCCUGAAAAGGGCAUUCUUAAGCUUCAAGAGAAGUUUCGGUUAGACUUGGAUGACGAAGACUCCAUACACUUUUUCCAGGAUCUCAUCAAUGAGAGUGUUAGUGCCUUGUUCCCUCAAAUGGUUGAGACUAUUCAUCGGUGGGCUCAAUAUUGGCGCUGAUCCUAAAAUUUCCUUGAGGUUACAGUACCCUUUAUUUAUGAUAGGUGCUUACUUUUCCUGUUAAAUUUUCAGACGAGGAAUCAGUUGGACAGAAACUAUCUGCUUCUGGAGCUUAGAUGUAUGUUGAUUGUAAAUAGAUCUAUGUAAAUGUUGCCCUUCAACUUCCAUUUCAAUAAAGGUAAACUAUUUGUUUUAAAGGU